Amblyraja radiata (thorny skate) is the source of this 1654-nucleotide messenger RNA. It is a transcript of the gene ldhd, whose product is annotated as lactate dehydrogenase D. Gene Ontology annotation, cellular component: mitochondrion. The record is from RefSeq and is a predicted model, not a curated record. The coding region runs from base 34 to 1527 and encodes 497 amino acids. The transcript is spliced from 11 exons. Gene Ontology annotation, molecular function: D-lactate dehydrogenase (NAD+) activity; D-lactate dehydrogenase (cytochrome) activity; FAD binding. Lineage: Eukaryota; Metazoa; Chordata; Chondrichthyes; Rajiformes; Rajidae. Gene Ontology annotation, biological process: lactate catabolic process.
CACUGUAUCCAGUGGACAGUGUAUCAAGUGAGAAUGUAUCCGUCUUGUAUCGGCGUCUGCUCCAUGGCCCUACACUCGCCGCUCCGCGCCUUCCCGGCUCUCAAACGUGUUGCAGGCUGGAGAAACCACCGGCUUCAGCCCAAGAGAUGUAUGAAUAGGGUCGUUACAGAUGCUCUGAGCGCUGUAGCAGGAGCUGACAACAUUUCCACAUCAAGUGCCGUCCUGGAGCAGCAUGGAAAAGAUGAAUCAUACCACGGGUGCAAACCUCCAGAUAUCGUGGUGUGGCCACAGAAUGUGGAGCAGGUCAGCAGACUGGCUGCAAUAUGUUGGGCGAACGACCUCCCCAUCAUCCCCUUUGGUACAAGCACAGGGCUGGAAGGAGGCGUCGCUGCCCUGCGGGGAGGUGUGUGCUUUGACCUCACAAAGAUGGAUAAAAUCGUGAAGCUCAAUGCAGUUGACUUUGAUGUGACAGUGGAACCAGGAGUCACCAGAAAAAGCCUGAAUAACUACCUGAGAGGCAGUGGCCUCUGGUUUCCAGUGGAUCCGGGAGCAGAUGCUUCCCUAUGCGGAAUGGCCGCCACCAGCGCCUCGGGUACGAAUGCGGUGAGAUACGGCACGAUGAGGGAGAAUGUGAUGAACAUGGAAGUGGUGCUGGCAGAUGGGAGGAUCAUGUACACAGCAGGAGCACAACGAAGGGCAAGGAAGACAUCCGCCGGGUACAAUCUGACUAAUCUCUUUGUGGGCUCAGAGGGAACGCUGGGAAUAAUCACCAAGACAACACUGCGUCUCCACGGGAUACCGGAAUCCAUGGUGUCUGCAGUCUGCACGUUCCCGACAGUGCAAGCUGCUGUGGAUUGCACGGUGCAAGUGCUGCAGUAUGGCAUUCCCAUAGCAAGGAUAGAGUUCCUGGACGAUGUGAUGAUGGAUGCUUGUAAUAAGUUCAGCAAACUGAAUUACGCAGUGUCAUCAACGCUCUUCCUGGAGUUCCAUGGUACUGAGAAAAGCCUGGCAGAGCAGAUCCAGGUGACAGACGAAAUAAUGAAGGCAAACAGGGGCUCUGAUUAUAUUUGGGCCAAAGAUCAAGAAGCUCGGGAUAAGCUUUGGCAAGCACGGCACAACGCGUGGUACGCUGCACGUGCCCUGCGGCCGGGCUGUAAGGCUUAUUCUACAGACGUGUGUGUUCCACUCUCAAAGCUACCUGAAAUCAUAGUGGCUACUAAAGAUGACCUGAUACAGUCAAAGCUUACAGGACCUAUUGUAGGUCAUGUAGGAGAUGGCAACUUCCACUGCUUGAUGACGAUGGACCCAAGGGAUAAGGAUGAGGAGAGAAGGGUGAAAGGGUUUACUGACAGAUUGGCCAGGCGAGCUCUGGCCAUGGAUGGCACCUGUACUGGGGAGCACGGCAUCGGCUUGGGCAAACGGCAUCUCCUGACUGAAGAAAUUGGUGCUGUCGGUAUGGAGGUGAUGAGAGGAAUUAAGGCUGCAUUGGAUCCAAAACAAAUUAUGAAUCCUGGCAAAGUGGUGUAGAGCAUUUGAAAGGGAAUAUCCUUUCUCUGGCCAAAGAUUUCCACCUCCCAACAAUCUGCGAGUUGGAAUGUGAAUGGGAUUUAUAAAUGGACACACAGAACUUCCUUAUAAAGCCAAUGCAUGGGUA